UAAAGGAGAAGAAAAAUUAGGGCCAUCAACAUCUUCUUCCACCUUAUAGUCAAAUCUAAAAAAAGCGUCCUUGAUGGCACCUCUGAUUUUGCUACAAUUGUGCCACCAUUCCCCUCAAUUGGUCUACAACCAGCUUUGAACCAUGAGAUUGAUACCACCUCAAUGCGAAAUAGUGGAGUUUCUUACGUGGAGAGUAAUGUCUGUGAUACUUUACUAACAAGAUAUCAUGAGUAUCCAGAUCUAAUAGUUGAGCCGGAUGGAAGACCACCCAAAGACGAUUUUAAUAUUAUUUCUGGCCGAUUUAUUGUGGACGGCAAACAUCUUGUGCAAGAAUUGAGAUCUUUGGACUACCAUAGAUACGAGUGUGAAAAAAGUGAUAAUGGUUAUAUGACACUGGUGUCUUCAACUUCAAAAUCAUCAGAAUGGACAAUGAAGUUCGUUGUAUGGACAGCUCCACCAACCAGCUGUCAUAAAUGCGUUUCAAGAAAUGGAAGAAAUUCAGGUUCUGCCUUGCGGUUUGUUUGUUGACAAAGAACAUGACUUCUUGGCGGCUUCACCUGACGGACUGGUCGGAGGUGAUAAUCUGAUUGAGGUGAAAUGUCCGAAGUCUGCUGAAAACCUCACUAUCAGCGAAGCCGUGAUCAAAGUGAAAUCAUUCUGCUUGGAAAAACUACGUUGUGGAAACGUCCGUCUCAAGAAAAACCACAAUUAUUAUUACCAGGUGCAAGGGCAACUACAUGUAGCUGAGAAAAAAAUCUGUUAUUUUGUAGUAUGGACAAAAAAAGAUAUCCAUAUUGAAAAGAUCGAGAGGGGUGUUGGUUUUGGACCGAGAAGAUGGAGAAAAAAAUUAAUUCAUUUCUACCAUCACGCCUUGUUGCCAGAGAUACUGGAUCCUCGAACUUGUCGAAGUAUGGCAAUCAGGGAGCCAUCAAUCCCUUUUUCUCAUUUUUAA
This is a messenger RNA of Nilaparvata lugens (brown planthopper), 952 nucleotides long. RefSeq lists its product as uncharacterized. The transcript has 3 exons. NCBI's taxonomy places the organism in Eukaryota, Metazoa, Arthropoda, Insecta, Hemiptera, Delphacidae. The record is from RefSeq and is a predicted model, not a curated record. The coding region runs from base 488 to 952 and encodes 154 amino acids.